Molecule: messenger RNA, 399 nt
Organism: Phragmites australis (common reed)
Lineage: Eukaryota; Viridiplantae; Streptophyta; Magnoliopsida; Poales; Poaceae
Product: F-box/kelch-repeat protein At1g55270-like
Exons: 1
Coding region: 1-360 (119 amino acids)
Molecular function (GO): protein binding
Source: RefSeq, a predicted model, not a curated record
AUGGCCACGGCGAUGGUGCCAUUCGCCAGCGUGUUGCACGGCGGGAGGUGGUACGUGAAGGGGCUUGGCGUGUCACAGCAGGUGCUGAGCCAGGUGUACUCACCGGAGUACGACGCGUGGUCGGUCAUGCUCGACGGCAUGGUCAUCGGCUGGAGGAGCCCCAGUGCGUGCCUCGACGGCGGGCUCUAUGCCGCCGACUGCAAGGACGACUGCCGGCUGAGGGCCUACGACGAGGUCAUGGACGCGUGGACCACCUGCAUUGACAGCAAGCAGCCAGAGCCGACCCUGAGGGGGGUCGAGCGGGGCGGCCGCCCCGGGCCCCCAAAAUCGAGGGGCCACUCCUCGUGUACCUAUGUAUAGUAUGCAUGCCUAACAAUACGAUAACAGAUAGAACUAUGU